Messenger RNA from Gambusia affinis (western mosquitofish), 1363 nucleotides. It is a transcript of the gene pop5, whose product is annotated as POP5 homolog, ribonuclease P/MRP subunit. The record is from RefSeq and is a predicted model, not a curated record. Gene Ontology annotation, biological process: tRNA 5'-leader removal. The transcript has 5 exons. The coding region runs from base 182 to 685 and encodes 167 amino acids. Gene Ontology annotation, cellular component: ribonuclease P complex. Gene Ontology annotation, molecular function: ribonuclease P RNA binding. Lineage: Eukaryota; Metazoa; Chordata; Actinopteri; Cyprinodontiformes; Poeciliidae.
AAGUUUAGCGUUCGUUACUCGUCUGAAUAUGAGCUCCGACCGUUUGUAGACGCCUGACCGCCUAUGAAUGGUCUCAAAAGCCUCGGACAUUUCCCAAUGAUGUCCACAUGGUGGCGCUCGCGCGACAGCUUGACACAAAGGUUUUGUUGACGGAAGUUCCUGCGGAAAAAUAGAAGCAACGAUGGUGCGGGUGAAGUCGAGGUAUUUGUUAUGUGAGAUAAAUGUAUCUGACAGGCGCGACUUGCUGAAGCUGGACGAUCGAGCUGUAUCGGGGACCGUGAAGGCAGCGGUGGCCCGCACUCACGGUGACUAUGGGGCAGCUCUUUGCAGCAUCCGAUUCUGCGUGAAAUAUCUGAAUGCCCACACUGGAAUUGUAUUUCUCCGUUUCCCGAAAGGCUGUUACAAACUCCUCUGGUCUGCUCUGCCAUUCAUUACAAGUAUUGAAUGUUGUGGACGAAUAAUCCCAUGUUUCUUCAACUGUUUGCACGUAGGAGGAACAAUCAGAACAUGUCAAAAGUUUUUGAUCCGAUACAACACCCGGCAGCUCCAUCGAAUGCUCCCUAAAUGUAAAAAUGAAGAGGAAAAAAGACAGAUUCAAAAAGCAAUUCUAAGCUGCUCUCUAACAGGUGGAGGUGACGAAGCAUUGGAGGAUGAGCUUGAGAGUGAAGAGGAGGAUGGAGAAUAAGGAACCAAGAAUCUCUCUUUUAUUUCAUUUUAUAGGAUUUCUCAGUGGCUACGUAAACAUGAAAGUUUGAUAAUUAUGGAGACCUAACAGCAGCAUGGCUAAUAUUCUACAAUUUCUCUUGAAAGUACAUCAGCAUAAAAAUAUCAGUUUCGUGGCAUGCUAAAAAUAAUAUUGUAAUCUAAUUUUAAGUUUGACAUUUGUAUGUAAUAAAGGUAUUUAUGUUUUGUCUAUGACAUUUUAUUCUUUAAAGAAGAGGUUUGUCAUAAUAUGUAAUUAUUUAUUUAAUAUAGAUUUAUUAUGCCUUUGUACACAUUCAGAUCUGGGGCAUGGCCGAUUUCUGUCUAGAACAGCACAAUGGCUGGACAUUCCGACUGUGUUUGCAUUUAGAUUAAUUUAAAAUAAUUGAUUUUAAUUGUCGAUAGAUGAAAGAAAAAACAAAUCAAAUCUGUGUGAAUACAUUUAAUUAUUGAGGAGAAACUACCAUGACUUUAAAAUUCUAUUCUAUUUUUUUUGUUGUUGUUUACACAAAAUCCCACAUACUGCUGUGAUUAUUGACACUAUAUCUGGUGAACCUUGCAUUGUUUUGAAUGAACACACAUACUGAAAUGGGCCACAAGGGAAGUUGUUUGUAGCAGUUCAAGUUGUUUGAACCUUUUUGUUAUUACACAGUAGAUUCUG